GGAUCCUGGUGCUCAGACCCAUCCGCGACAACCCUUCUUCGGCGGACAAAGUCAGCCGCAAGCUAGUACACAAAGGCUGUUUAAGUCUGUCACUGAUUCUCGAGAUUCAAAUGAGACCCUCACAGAAGGUGAAGCCCAUAACAGGCCUGGAGAAGACGUUGCUCCGCAGACUCUGUCAAUCAUCCACUCGUUCGUACUGGAUGCAUUGGAUGGCUUGCCGCGAGCUGCCCUUGACAUGCUGCGAAGCACAUUCUCCCAGAUGCGUCGUCCGCUGCAGUCCUUACUGGUCCUUUAUCUUACAGUGUAUAUUGCGUUAUGGGGUCUUAUAUUCCUCUAUCAACAUAUGGGGGAGAUCGUAUGUAGCGAGCAAUCACCCCUGCGCAGGCUCUGCAAGAAUGAUGCUCCGGCUGUGCCCCCUCCGAACCAAAAAAUGUACGCGAACUUCAGUCAGACAUGCAAGGCACAGGAAGAGUUGGGCACAGUUUUCAAAAAGGCAGGGCAAGGCGCAAACCUGGCGCUUAAGAUGAAGAGCAGCGAACAUGCUGUCAGAGACCUUGCCAUGCGAGUGAGCAGCAGCGACUUGGACUCUAAGCAGGUUAUGGCCCAACACCUGGUCCAGAUUGUCCAGUCCUCGGAUCCUAUAGUGAGUGGCCUUUCCGAGCUCAGUGCAAAAGUUAGCACGGUGGUGAAUAGUGUGAUUGCAAACGAUAAAUAUGCAAUAAGGUCACUCAGGUCUAUUGAGGCGCAUAGGAAGUUGCAGUAUUCGCCGGUUAUCAGGGCACUGACAAUCAUCGACCCGUUUGGUGUUUUAAGGUCUCAGACUGUCCUUGCUACAGACGAGGCAGAGCUCAAAGACAGUUUUAUAAAAACUGUCGCCUCUAUUGUUAAGGGAAUCCCUUUUCUUAUUGAAGAGGCUGAGCGCGUUAAACAGAAGCUUCGGAUCCUGGAAGCUGCUGUUCAGGCCAUUUCCCAUCUCUCUCGCAAGGAAGAGCUUAUCUGGGAAAGCAGAAACCCAUCAACACAAAAACGCGAUAUACUAGAGAUCCUCUGGGACUUCCUCACCAAUGAUAAGAUCAGGCGCAUGGAAGUAUUCCAGAAUCAUUCAGUCCUGCUAAAGGAUCUAGCCGGGUACUACAAAGAGGCAAUCAAGGUGAUUGACGAUACGAUAGUAACGCUGCAUGAUAUACAAAAAACCAUGAACCAGUUUAGAGACGCCCAUACAAGACAGGUAUUUAUCGACAGCGAGACUCCCCUUGCGGUUCGCAUUGAUAUCAUCCGUUCUGCGGUGGACAACCUGAACAACCAAAUGUUGCAUUUAGGCGGAAGAGACUGGGGAGAUCGAUGGGAGAUUGAAAUGUGAUGAGGGACCUCCCUACUGUGAGUCAUAUAUAAUAACCUGGACUGGCCUAUGGAAGCUCUCCAUGUGGAAGAGCCGGUACAAUACACCGGGGGUGCAUCACCACCACUGCUUCCCCUAUCUUUAUUUGAUCUUGUUUCAAUGUGAUGGAUUAACAGA
Messenger RNA from Aspergillus wentii DTO 134E9, 1516 nucleotides. RefSeq lists its product as uncharacterized. The transcript has 2 exons. The coding region runs from base 236 to 1360 and encodes 374 amino acids. Lineage: Eukaryota; Fungi; Ascomycota; Eurotiomycetes; Eurotiales; Aspergillaceae. The record is from RefSeq and is a predicted model, not a curated record.